Messenger RNA from Vidua chalybeata, 1708 nucleotides. RefSeq names its product cysteine rich tail 1 (gene CYSRT1). Bases 130 to 513 code for a protein of 127 amino acids. NCBI's taxonomy places the organism in Eukaryota, Metazoa, Chordata, Aves, Passeriformes, Viduidae. The transcript is spliced from 2 exons. The record is from RefSeq and is a predicted model, not a curated record.
GCGGCGCCGCUCGGGGCGGUCCGUGCAGGAGGAAGCGCAGCCGGGGCAGAGUGGCCCCGCAGCGGCCGGAGCCGCGCGCUGGGGGUGGGCAGUGCCAGACAGGCCACGUGUCUCACAAGGGGCAGGGAGAUGGAUCGGGGAGUCACCGUGGAGAACCCCUACGCCAGUGUCAACAUCCCACGGGAGCAGUUCCAGCAAAGCUUCAUCACUCGCUACCUGAGAGACGAGCCCACGAUCAUUGCCAACCCUGCAGCCGUGCCCUCCUACGGCACAGAGGGGCAGACAGAGCUUGCUAAUGGCUGGAACAGCCCAACCGUCUCCACAGACAAGUCCUGGUCCCGUCCCUACAACCCCUACGCCAGCCUGAGGAUGCCCAAUGGGGACUCAUCUGCCUCCUUCUACACUGUGACCCUGGACAAGGCACCCAAGGGCCAGGAGCAGGGGGCUGGCAGGCGAUGUGGCUGCUGCAGGUGCUGCCCCUGCUGCCCAAAGUGCUGCUGUGUCAUCUCCUAAGGGCCCUUCCUGCAUACACGGGAUGUGUGACCACGGGAUGGGGCCAGGUGACCCCACAGGGACAUGGCUGUUGGCCUGGGCACCUCCGGCAUAGCUGGCUCUGGCUGGACUGACGUUGCUUUUUCCCUGUGAACUCUGCAGCUGGAUGUGCUGGUGAUGGGCACCUGCCAGGUGGGCCAUGGGGCCUGGGAGCCCUGAGGACGAUGUGUGCCAGGACAGGUGUCCCCAAGAAGUGACUGCACUGGAGGUGGGGCAACACUGAGCCUGCGAUCCUGCACAGAGCCCCUACCAGCAUCCCUGUGCUGGGAAACCUCCACCCUGGGAAGGGGUGGGCAGUGCCCACCUGCUUAUGGCUAGGUUUGGGUGCUGGCAGCCCUGUGUGUGUGGCAGAGGAGGACAUCAUCAUCACUGUCUUGGAGCAGUGCAGAGGAGCCAGGGACAAGCCUCCAGCUGGCACAGGGACCCACCUGCCCAGAAGAGAGUCAUCCCCGCUCCCACAGCAUCACGGCUACGCUGUUGGCACCCUGCACCAAACUCCAUCUGGAUCCUGCUCCUCCUCACCACACUGCCCAUGGAGUGGAGGGAUGGAAUCAGGAAAGUCAGCCAAAGCAUGGCAGAGUGCUGGGCCGUGCUCCAGGACAGCACCUGAUGGCACAGCAUGGUUGUGGGCAUUAACAUCCCGGUGCCAGGAAACCUCCAGCCCCAUUCUGUUCCUCCUGCCAGGCUUGGGGGGUGCUGGGCACGGCCUCUUGUCCCAUCUGCAUCCAGAGACAGGUCCAGUGCAGAGGGCUGGCCCAGCUCCAGCAGCAGGGCAGCACCUGGGCACCUUGCUGGGGACGCAGAGGCCCAGCAUCGGCCUUUUGCAGCUCCCUGGGCUUGGAGGAAGGUGGGAGGAGCCGGCUGGCUCUUCCCCGUGUGCUGGAGCUCCUCCAGGCUGGGCUUUCGGCUGGGGCUGCUGCCAUCGACCUGGAACAAGCCUGCUGUUGUGCUGAUGUCCUGCCGUGCUGCUGACGUCCCUCCGGGGUGCUGGCAGCCCUCCCUGGUGCUGCUGUCCCAGGACAGCUGCUCUGCCAGGCGGCAGCUGCUCCGUGGCCGCUGCAGAACUGCCUGCUCUGCGGGACCAGGGCUUGGGAGGAGUGCCUGUGUUUGCAGAUGACUUCAGGUUGCUGCAAAUAAAAUUACAGCCCUCUCCCGC